Messenger RNA from Amoebophrya sp. A25, 1099 nucleotides. Lineage: Eukaryota; Dinophyceae; Syndiniales; Amoebophryaceae. The record is from the annotation of a GenBank genome assembly.
GCUCAACUAAAUGGUGCUUUCAUCUUCACGUCAACACUUCACGUCAACAUUCGGAUCAGAUCGCAACUUGUGGCAAGAAUUGCUUUCGUCUAAUGGUUGAAUCCUCAAGAAAACGCACAUUCAUUAUCUUCAUGCCAACAUGAAUAUCUUCUUCGCAGGAAUGGGUUUUUGGUGAUUGAAAAGAAGCCAUUUCAUUUGCAUUUGACUAUCGACGAAACAACUACAUCAAUUGACUAGUUCAGUUUCGCAAAGGCCAUAAUAUAUCGAAAUUGAAUAAAUAUCUAAGCAACUUGUAUUCUUCAUUUGAUUUUUAAGACCACUAUUUUUAUUUCUGAAUCUUCUUAGACCACUAGACAAAAUGCCGAAGGUGAAAGGAAAGGGAGGCAAGAAGAACAAGCGCGCUAAGGGCAACACCGAGUUCGCCAAGCGUGAGCUUGUUUUCAAGGAAGAUGGCCAGGAGUACGGCCAGGUGUUGAAGAUGCUUGGUAAUGGACGUUGCGACGUCCAGUGCUUUGAUGGAACAAAACGACUUGCACAUAUUUGCGGAAAGAUGAGGAAGAGGGUAAAUAUAAGUAGAUGCAACUGGUAGUAGAACAAUGAGUGUCUUAGUAGAACAAUGAAUAUCAAUAUGUCUCUUACAACUAGUAGAAGUGUCUCAUGCAACUUACGACAACAAAGAACAAGAAUGCAACUAGAACAACAACAAGAAUGCAACUAGAACAACAACAAGAACAAAAAUGAAUGUCUAUUAACAGUAUGUCUCACAACAACAGUGUCUCUGAGAGAGUCUGCAGCAUGUAGUCUUCUAUGUCAACAUCUCUGAAGUAUGCUCUGUAACAAAUCUUUCCUCUCCUUGUUACAACUCUAGGUCUGGGUCAUGGUCGGAGACAUCGUUCUUGUAUCUUUGCGUGAUUUCCAGGAUGAAAAGGGAGACAUUAUCCUCAAAUACAACGCUGAUGAAGCUAAGAAUUUGAAGACAUACGGCGAACUUCCGGAGAACACCAAGAUUAACGAAACAGAUCUGGCCAAUGAAGACGACGAUGGCGAUGAUAUCGAGUUCAACGACAACGAAGAGAUAGUCGACCUGGCGGAUAUCUAG